AUGCGGCUUGUUGUGUCGAUAACAGUAUUACUACUUCAUCAGUCAGUUUGCUAUAAGAACCAUGUACAUGAAUUACAACAUACACGACUACCUCGCAAUAACCACCCAGUACCCGUGGAGGGGUUGAACAUCACCACUGAACACUGGCGAUGGCAUUUCUUGAACAAGACUCAGAACAAGCGCGACUUUUACAAAGAAGGUGACGUCAUACUUGGCGGCUUGUUCGACCUACACCGCUCUCACGAUGGAAAAUGCCACGUAUUCAACCCGCGUGGUCUGCAAUGGAUGUAUACAAUGGUGUAUACAAUUGAAGAAAUCAACAAAAGGCCGGAUUUCUUGCCAAAUGUUACAUUAGGUUACGACAUCCACGACGCAUGCGCAGAUCCCAAUAUUGCUGUCCAGGAAUCGUUGUUUUUCAUUAACCCUGGUAAACAUACAGAAAACCAGGAGUGUGGCAGUGAGAAUAAGACUUUCCUAGAGAAGCCUAUUACUGUGAUUGGCCCAAGAACAAGCACGGCAUCUAAAUCAGUAGCGUCAUUAUUGGGAUUAUUUAACAUAACACAGAUCAGCUAUGCAUCGACAAGUCAACUGCUGAGCAAUCCCAGAUUCGGAUAUUUCAUGCGCACUGUCCCACCUGAUGGUCAACUGGCAGCUGCGAUGGCAGACUUCAUCAAGUAUUUUGGGUGGCAGACGGUGGCGGCGCUAUAUGGCGAUGAUCCUACUUAUGGAUUAGAUGGAAUAUUAAUAUUUGAGCGGGAGGCAGCAGCAAGGAAUAUAUGCAUUGCUUAUAAAAAUAAAAUUGGAGAUAGGAGUACAAAAGAUGAUAUUUUCAAGAUAUACGACACUUUAAGGGAUUUCACAGAAGUGAAAGUCGUGGUUGUGUUUGCCUUGGAUUCCGUAGUCCUACACUUAUUUGACACAUUAUACCGCGAGAAUUACGAUAUGAUCGGUUACACGUGGAUUGGCUCAGAUGCAUGGUCUGAUCUUCCAGAGUUGCGGCACUCUCCUUAUCUAACCUACGUCAAAGGAAUGAUUGGAUUUUCACCUCAUUCACGUGAUAUCCCUGAUCUCGUGCACUUCCUGCAGUCUUUGAGUCCUUUACAGCGAUAUGAAGAUCCGUUCUUCAUGGAAUUCUGGGAGUAUACGUUUAACUGCACGUUUGCCUGUCAACAAUCAACGCCUAACCUCAAGUGUUGUACUGGCCGCGAGAAAGUUACAUCUGAUAAUGGAUUUCUGACAGAUAGAAGUCGAUUGUCUUCUAUUAGCGAUGCCGUCGAAGCUGUUGCUCACGCCGUCGAAAAUAGCUGUAUGUCACAAUCAAAGCAUUGCUCGGAGUUUAUUAAAAAUGUACGAGGCGAUACAUUUCUUCAACAGCUACAAGAAGUAGAAUUCCAAAGUAUGUCGAGAACAUUCGUGUUUCUCGGAAACGCAACUAACCCACAGGCGUGGUAUGAUAUAAAAAACCUUAAACCGACAUUGUUGAAUGAUUUUGAUUUCGAUGUUAUUGGUAGUUGGAGAAGCUACACCAAUGACCGGAUGUAUAUUAAUCAAAGUAACAUAUACUGGAAUAACAAUCAAUCGGAAAUGUUUAACAAAGAUGUAACCAUUCCAGAGUCUUAUUGUAGUAAGAAUUGUCGCCCAGGAAAAAGGAAAAUUCCUAGGGAAAAUACGCCAUGUUGCUGGGAUUGUUACGACUGUCCGUCCUUUCAGUAUAGUGCUAUGGAGAACGCUCUAACUUGUGAAGCAUGUGGUCCUGAACAAAAUAACUUACCAGAUGGCAGUGGUUGUUUUAAUUUGCCCCGCACAUACAUAACAUCACUACCUGGUGUGUGGAUUAUUCUCGUCAUUUUAGCUGCGUUGGGGAUAAUGUUGUCGUUAGUAUUCGCUGUAGUGUUCAUCCAUUUUAGAAACCGCAAAAUAGUUGUUAGCGCAUGUGCUGGCCACUGUCUAUAUACCAUACUGAUACUAAAUUCAUGUUCGUUUCUGAUGGCAAUGUUACCGUUAUUACCUCCAUCUGAUGUAUUCUGCCAGUGUGUGGCAAUUAUCCAGUUUCUGCCGAUCACAGCUUUACUUUCCCUUCUACUUUUAACUGCUCAUAUAUAUUCAAAUGGAGCGUUUGUGGUUAAACAAUUUAUCAAGAAACUGUUGUUAAUUUUGUUCUUAGUAUUUGGACAAUUACUUGUGAGUUUGGCAUGGAUGGUGACCAACUCGUCGCUCAUGAAAACCACCAUUGCUGAACAGAAAGACAGCAUCCUCGUCGAUUGUCUGGACAUGAAAAAUGAUGAGUUCUCUCCCAUUGCUAUCGCAUUUUCCUACAAUUUUCUUAUAAAUGGACUCGGAAUAAUAGUUUCUUUCAGGACACGCCAUAUUACUGAUAAUUUCAACGAACCAAAAUUUAUCUUUUUCGCAUUUGUUGCUUCUGCCCUUAUAUGGGUUGUGACAGUUGGAACGUUUUUCUCAUUCGCCGCUGGAUAUCAGAUGAGACCAAAAGCACUUUCACUCGGCUUUACAACAAGCAGUUAUGCCGUGUUGAUUUGCGUAUUUGUACCUAAGCUCUAUGUUAUUAAAAACAAACCAGAUAUCAAUCCAGCAUUAUGGAGGAAACGUUCACUCAGAUUAUGCAUGUGCAUCAACAGGGAACGAGAAGAGAGUGUGGAAAUACCACUGAACAUACUAGAGGCACGCAAUGAAAGAAUGGAGGUCAUUAACUACCACAGGGCUGCGCUUGCUUUGACUAUUCGGGAAAACGAUGAGGCCACAAGUACCAUCAAAUUGUAUGAAUAUCGAAUACAGAAAUUAAGACAAAGACUAAUUAUGAAGUCGAAACAGACAUCGUAUGACAUAUCAAAAGAAGAACAUGACAAUGGAACGUUCAAUAUACCACCCGCCUCUAGUCUGCUUACUCCAUUAGUUUACGAACAGUUAUACAGAAAGCACGGUUAUACAGAAAGCACGGCACAGUUCAGCACAGUUGGAGACGUGGCCUAUUCAGAAUUUGUCAAGAACCAAUCACAAGACUAG
Saccoglossus kowalevskii is the source of this 3021-nucleotide messenger RNA. Its product is annotated as metabotropic glutamate receptor 3-like. Gene Ontology annotation, biological process: G protein-coupled receptor signaling pathway. The record is from RefSeq and is a predicted model, not a curated record. Lineage: Eukaryota; Metazoa; Hemichordata; Enteropneusta; Harrimaniidae. Gene Ontology annotation, molecular function: G protein-coupled receptor activity. Gene Ontology annotation, cellular component: membrane.